This is a messenger RNA of Penicillium riverlandense, 951 nucleotides long. Its product is annotated as acyl-CoA desaturase. NCBI's taxonomy places the organism in Eukaryota, Fungi, Ascomycota, Eurotiomycetes, Eurotiales, Aspergillaceae. Gene Ontology annotation, cellular component: endoplasmic reticulum membrane. Gene Ontology annotation, biological process: unsaturated fatty acid biosynthetic process. The transcript has a single exon. Gene Ontology annotation, molecular function: iron ion binding; stearoyl-CoA 9-desaturase activity. The coding region runs from base 1 to 951 and encodes 316 amino acids. The record is from RefSeq and is a predicted model, not a curated record.
AUGGGAGCAUGCCAGAUGCAGUGGUCGAUCCUAUGGUGGGCUCGCCAUCAUAGAGCCCACCAUCGCUAUGUGGAUACAGAUCGCGAUCCUUAUAAUGCCCGAAGAGGAUUGCUGUGGUCACAUAUCGGAUGGCUUCUCACUCACUCUGGCCGUGAAUCCUGGGGGGAAGUCGAUAUGUCGGAUUUGGAGAAUGACUCGGUCGUGCAAUGGCAACACAAACAUUAUACAGCCUUGAAACUCCUCGUGGGUAUCUCAUUGCCAACACUAGUCGCCCAUUUCGGUUGGAAUGACUCCGAAGGGGGGUUCCUAUAUGCAAGCUUACUCAGGGUUUGCAUCACUUGGCACGGGACAUUUCUCGUUAACUCAGUAGCACAUUGGGUUGGGACUCAGCCUUAUUCAGAUAAACAUACUCCUCGUGAGAACGUCUGGCUUGCUCUUAUCACUUUUGGUGAAGGAUACCACAACUUCCACCAUGAAUUUCCAAAUGACUACCGCAACGGCGUUCGGUGGUACGAUUUUGAUCCAUCAAAAUGGGCCAUUUGGCUCUGGGCACGGUUAGGCUUGACGUCACAUCUUAAUCGAGCGAGCUCUACAGACAUCGAGAAGUGCCGUAUGAAGCAACUACAGAAGAAAUCCAGACUUGGAAAGAGGAACGGCCAAGAACAUGCUAUCCGUCUGCCUGUGAUUGAAUGGGAGCAGUAUGUGGCAAUGACACAAAAGGGCCUUCAUCUAAUAUCUGUUGCCGGCAUUGUCCACGAUGUUACAGAGUUUAUGGCUCAACAUCCAGGAGGAGAAAAGCUCAUCUGGCAGGCGAUCGGAACAGAUGCUACGUCAAUGUUUCAUGGUGGGGUGUAUGAUCAUUCUACCCAUGCCAACAAUCUAUUGGAAAUGAUGCAAGUAGGUGUUAUUCGAGGUGGUGGGCAGAUUGAGACCUCUAAGAAGGAGAAUUGA